Molecule: messenger RNA, 3124 nt
Organism: Oncorhynchus keta (chum salmon)
Lineage: Eukaryota; Metazoa; Chordata; Actinopteri; Salmoniformes; Salmonidae
Gene: lhfpl4b
Product: LHFPL tetraspan subfamily member 4b
Exons: 13
Coding region: 364-1041 (225 amino acids)
Biological process (GO): sensory perception of sound
Cellular component (GO): plasma membrane
Source: RefSeq, a predicted model, not a curated record
UCCUUUCCAGUCUGUAUCUAAACCCCCCCUCUCAGCCUCUCUAGCUCUCCCUCCUUUCCAGUCUGUGUCUACCCCCCCCCUCCCCUCCCUGCUCUCCUCUUUCCGUUCGUGACGGAGAUAAUCUCUCCCUGAUGCUGAUGGUUUGGGCCUGUGCAUGAUGUUGUUCAUCCAGCCGCCAUCAUUCAACGGAGAGAAACAGAGAGUCUCGCUUUUCAAAUGGUCUAUUUCUACAUCACUCCCUCGUUCGUUCGGGACCAGAUCCUCUCGGCAUUCGUAAUCUAAAUCUGGUCUGAUUUCUGGUUGGUCGAUCUACAUUAAGGGGACGGAACCACAGCAGUCUGUUGCUAGCAGCGGAAAGUACUUAUGGCGAUGACCCCCCACACCGCUGAGGUAGCUCGUCUCUACCAGACAGAGUUUAUCCGUAGCGCCCGGGCGGUGGGCGUCCUCUGGGCUGUGUGUACCCUCUGCUUCGCCAUCAUCGAGGUUGUCAUCCUAAUACAGCCCUCCUGGGUGGGCACCAGAGAGGUUCACUACCAGGGAGGGGGCCCCGUGCCAAAGACUGGUACCCUGGGACUGUUCGAGGUGUGUGUGGAGUCUGAUUGGCCGGUUCCAGAGUGUCGUGGCUCACUGAGCACUCUGACCCCUCUCCCAGCCUUCCAGUCCCCUGCUGUGCUGGUUUGCAUGUCCCUGACCAUGGUCUGGAGCAGCGUCGGCUGCCUCUCCCUCUUCAGAUUCUGCAACGCCGCCACCGUCUACAAGAUCUGCGCUUGGCUGCAGCUUACUGCAGGGUUCUGCCUGGCUCUCGCCUGCGUGCUGUUCCCUGACUCGUGGGAUUGUGCGGACAUGCGGGACCUGUGUGGUGAUGGGGUGACCAGUUUCUCCUCCGGAAACUGCUCUGUCCACUGGGCCUUUGUCCUGGCCUUGUUGGGGGUCCUGGAUGCUGCCAUUCUUGCCACUCUAGCCUUUGUACUGGGCAACCGACAGGACGCUUUGCUACCAGAGGACACCAAGGAUGUGACAGGGUUUCUGCUGUCUGCUUAGACUGGCUGGUCCCCAUUCUGUGUUAUAUAUAUCUAUAUAGGUGAGGCUUCUCAGUCACUUACUAAGAUAGCCCUCCAGUCUGUGUUAUAUAUAUCUAUAUAGGUGAGGCUUCUCAGUCACUUACUAAGAUAGCCCUCCAGUCUGUGUUAUAUAUAUCUAUAUAGGUGAGGCUUCUCAGUCACUUACUAAGAUAGCCCUCCAGUCUGUGUUAUAUAUAUCUAUAUAGGUGAGGCUUCUCAGUCACUUACUAAGAUAGCCCUCCAGUCUGUGUUAUAUAUAUAUCUAUAUAGGUGAGGCUUCUCAGUCACUUACUAAGAUAGCCCUCCAGUCUGUGUUAUAUAUAUCUAUAUAGGUGAGGCUUCUCAGUCACUUACUAAGAUAGCCCUCCAGUCUGUGUUAUAUAUAUCUAUAUAGGUGAGGCUUCUCAGUCACUUACUAAGAUAGCCCUCCAGUCUGUGUUAUAUAUAUAUCUAUAUAGGUGAGGCUUCUCAGUCACUUACUAAGAUAGCCCUCCAGUCUGUGUUAUAUAUAUCUAUAUAGGUGAGGCUUCUCAGUCACUUACUAAGAUAGCCCUCCAGUCUGUGUUAUAUAUAUAUCUAUAUAGGUGAGGCUUCUCAGUCACUUACUAAGAUAGCCCUCCAGUCUGUGUUAUAUAUAUCUAUAUAGGUGAGGCUUCUCAGUCACUUACUAAGAUAGCCCUCCAGUCUGUGUUAUAUAUAUCUAUAUAGGUGAGGCUUCUCAGUCACUUACUAAGAUAGCCCUCCAGUCUGUGUUAUAUAUAUCUAUAUAGGUGAGGCUUCUCAGUCACUUACUAAGAUAGCCCUCCAGUCUGUGUUAUAUAUAUAUCUAUAUAGGUGAGGCUUCUCAGUCACUUACUAAGAUAGCCCUCCAGUCUGUGUUAUAUAUAUAUCUAUAUAGGUGAGGCUUCUCAGUCACUUACUAAGAUAGCCCUCCAGUCUGUUCAGGCUACAUUUGAAGUUGUUUGGAUGUUGAAUUUGGGGGAAUUGAAUGAAAAUGUAAUUACUUGACUCACUCUUUCCUCUCUCUCUCUCUCCCCCAUAUGUAUAUCUAUCCCCUCAUUAUUUUCAUAUCUCACUCUUUCCUCUCUCUCUCUCUCUCUCUCCCAUAUUUAUAUCUAUCCCCUCAUUAUGUUCAUGUCCCUCACUCUUUCCUCUCUCUCUCAUUAUUUUCAUGCAUCUCACUCUUUGGGUCCUUCCUGCGCUGUGUUGUCUUUCCUGUUCUCUUCUGGAACCUUCCCUUUGUUUCCUCCUGUCUUCCUUUUCUCCCGUGAUGUCCUCCUCUAUCCAUCUUCAUUGGGUCAAUAAACACGCUGGAGGAAGAACCCUCUGACUCCUCCCCUUGGUAUUACAUCACCAUGCAUAUCCUGGUUACAUAAUGUCCCUGCAUGGAAACGGUCACCUGGCAACAGUAGACCUGGAGCUGUGUUCUACUCCCUGAGACUGAAGACAAUGAUCCCCUGGAUGUUUUAAACCCUUGAGAGGCGACCGGCGCUGGACUACGAAGGAGGGAAGAUGGUGACACACCGAGAUAUAGGACAUUAGUGCUGUUACAGUUCAUUUAUGACGGAUUAUAUACAGAUAUAUUUCUCAAUGUUCAGUGUUUGAGAGACAGUGUUUUGUAGGCGUGUAUGAAUGAUGUUUUUAAUGUUGUUUUUCCCCUUUAAUAUGAGAGAAUAUUUUUGCCUUAUUUCCAUAUCCCCCCGCCCGAGGGAGGCUAGAUGUGAUGAGGAUGCUUGAGAAAAGCUUUCUUGUAAAGUUUUCGUGUCUUAGAAAAAAUUCCAUGAACUUUAUAGAAUAGUAUAUCCUUCUUUCUUUUUCUUUUUAAUCGGUGUAAAUAUACUUUGUUUGUGUAUCAAACACCUUUGUGUUUAUACUAAGCCUGAUAUUGAGUCAUUUGUCAAAUUCUGUUAUUGUGUGCAUGUUUUACUGUAGUGCCAUUUCCAGUAAAUGUGUGAGAUAUUGUAUUUCUUUGUAUUGUGUAUUGUGUAUUGCCUGUACUGGGAUUAGAAGGCAACACUCACUCUACGACACGAUAUUAAAACGUAUUCCAUCUCGAAACGCAA